UACAAUGUUGAAGAAAUUUAUGUAGACGCUUAUUAGGUAAUAGAAGGUCCGGUAAUAGAAGAACUUACUUCAACAAAAUGUUUAUAAGGAGCAAGUUAUUAACUUUGUGUCACACAUGCACUAAAGAUUUAAAUGUUGCAAUAAACAUGACUGCACAAAGGCGCCUUCAUUCUGUUUCGAAAACUGUAUGUAUUUCUCAACUGAGGAGACUGAAAAUAAGAAGACACUAUGGAACAAACAGACCAGUGGUUACUCACACAAUGGAUGAAGAGGAGCUAAAACUUUUCCGUUCAUUGGCAAACUCAUGGUGGAAUGAAACAGGGGACUUUGAAGCCCUUCAUGCCAUGAACAAACUCAGGGUCCCGUUCAUCAGGGAUGGCCUCGUGCAGACUAGAGAAGAACCAUCACCCAGUAUCUCACAGCCUCUUCAGGGUCUGAGUAUUGUAGAUGUUGGCAGUGGAGGUGGUCUCCUGUCUGAGCCGCUAGCCCGACUUGGAGCAUUUGUUGUGGGUGUGGAGCCAGUAGAGGAGAGUACACGUGUUGCCCAAUUACACCUGGAGGAUGACCCUGUACUUAUGUCUAGGGUCAAGUACAUUACAGGCAGUGUUGAGGACCUGGUUGGAACAGAAUCGGAGAUGUUUGACGCUGUUGUUGCAUCAGAGGUGGUAGAACAUGUUGCUGACCUGGAAAUGUUCAUUGAGGCCUGUUGUACUCUUGUCAAGCCUGGUGGUUCUUUGUUUGUAACAACAAUGAACAAGACGUUGCUAUCUAAAGGCCUGGCGAUAUAUGGGGCGGAGCGAGUGUUUAGGGUCGUACCGGAGGGCACCCAUGACUGGGAAAAGUUUGUCCCUCCUGAGGACCUCAGGGCUUUGCUGGAGAAAAAUGGGAUGCACACACGGUUGAUACACGGGAUGCUGUACAUGCCGGUGUUGCGGGAGUGGCGCUGGGUCCAGGACACCAACAUCAACUACGCUCUGCAUGCAGUCAAGGACUAAACUGUGUUAAUGCCAUCAAAUUAUAAACUGCGUUUAUGCAACAAGAACUAAAAUGUGUUAAGUAAGGGUUUGGCUUAUGUCAUUGUGUGGAUAAGCUUUACUUAAAACACACAGACCUCUGUGCUUAUUUGUUCUAAGGCACAGACAGAAUUAAAUUAAAAGUAAUAUGAUAAUAUUGGUCAUCAAUUAACAGAUAUUUAUAAUAAUUUAAACAGCGGAUAUCCUGAUUAUACUAUCAAUACAAUAGGCUUUUGACUUGAAUGAUCACCAUGUUUGCUCUUUGCAUGUACAUGUCAUUUUGUACAUGUUAUUUUGUCUGCUACAAUUCUUAAGAAAAGCUGAGUGUCUUGAAUGAAUUUCAUAGAAAUGACUGCCAGUACAAUAACUAGUCCAUGAUAUUUUAUCGACCCCUGCAGGGCAUGGCAGACGCAUGGAGAUUCGUUGUCUUACCUCGUCCUUAAUCGAUAACAUCUACUGUUGUAUUGCACUUCUGUUUAAUCAUGUUGCAAAAAGAUGCCAAAAGAUUGUUAUGUUUUAUGAAAAUAUAGUGACUACAGAUUA
Molecule: messenger RNA, 1556 nt
Organism: Mya arenaria
Lineage: Eukaryota; Metazoa; Mollusca; Bivalvia; Myida; Myidae
Product: ubiquinone biosynthesis O-methyltransferase, mitochondrial-like
Exons: 6
Coding region: 78-995 (305 amino acids)
Biological process (GO): ubiquinone biosynthetic process
Molecular function (GO): 2-methoxy-6-polyprenyl-1,4-benzoquinol methyltransferase activity
Source: RefSeq, a predicted model, not a curated record